This is a messenger RNA of Seminavis robusta, 9768 nucleotides long. NCBI's taxonomy places the organism in Eukaryota, Bacillariophyta, Bacillariophyceae, Naviculales, Naviculaceae. The record is from the annotation of a GenBank genome assembly.
AUGUUCAACUAUGGUGCCGGAACAAGCGCCUUUUCGAACCAGAGCUGCUCUGAAACAAAAGAGCUCUUCAAUAGCGGUAUGGCCAUGGGUGCACCAGCACCGUCGAUUGAUCUGUCUGAUCCAACGGCAUUCGAUCUGGAAGGGAUUGCUGGAAUGUACGACAUUGACAUGUCAACGACAGACACGACCUUCAAUUCCCGUGGCUAUGCGACGACAGAUACGGAAGAGACUGAGAUCAGCUUCUUGCAGCAAAGUCCUGCCAGUAGAUCUACUGGUACUGGAACUCGUACUGGUGCUGUCAGAUCGAAGAACAUGCCCGUGCCAUUGCUUCAACGCGGCCACAAUCUCUUACGGAAGAAACACAUGUCUCCUUCGGCCAUACUGUCCUCCUUACGUUCGACUUCGAGCACUGUAGCUUCAUCUGUCAGAACGCACCAAAGAAAUUUUAAGGAGGUCAAGUCUACUAGAUCUACUACUAGUAUAGACUCUGAUCGAAGUCUCGCGGCCAGAAUACCGUAUCUUGCCAGAGCAAGACAAAGACAGCAGCAGCAACAGCAGCAAAAGCAAAAGCAACGACAACACACAACAACAACAGCAGCAACAAAAAAUGCAAGACAAUUGUUGAAACAACGCCUGGCUCAGAGUCGAAGGGAAUUAGGAAACAACACUACCAGUACCACUACCGGUACGGAUCACGAUGAUGGGGACAGUACCGGUACCGGUACUAGUAGGAUAUCUGGCUUGCCAACCUUUCAACGCACUCAGGAACCUAUCAAUACCUUCAGCUCCGACAGCUCCUGGAAUGUAGAAGAUGAAAUCAGGUUGCAGCGACUCACGCAGGAGUUACGACCCGCGACUCAUCAGCACCAUCAUCAGCAGGCACCACUACUAGUAGAACAAAGAGAUGGGGAUGACACUAUCACAACAGAGGGAUCGCGACAACACAUGCUCCGUGGGGUUUUCAGUGAGCUAACACUGGACGAAGACGCGACACUGGGAUCAACCGAAAUACACCCUACUAGUACCGGUACCGGUACGCGAACAAUACAAACAAAGCUGGCAACCAUGACGAAUGGCCGAUACUUCCCUGGUAUUAAUACCGGUAGCACUCAAGCGUCUCAUCGGUCGCAAGCUACUAGUAACAUACCGACAACCUCGAAAUCGCCACUAGUGAACCCUUUCAACAACAAGGUCAAGCCAAAGAUGACCUUCUCUUUAAGACCAUACGAGAACUCACCCAGAUCCACAGGCUCUCAAAGAUUCGCCACUCCGCAGACACACAACAGGUCCGCACGAAAACAACAAGUGAACGAGGGACAGGGACAGGGACAGGGACAGGGAGGCGACACGAAACACUCUGCAUCAACGAGACAUUACCCUCCACCGGUUGCACACACUUUCGAGUCACGACACAGACUUCCUCCCACCAGACAGGACCCUCCCUCAAAUAAUGCCGCUUCUCGACUUCGACUCAAAAGCAACACAAAACAGCAUCCACCCGCGAGACGGGACUCUCCGCAAAAGGCGUACUCCUCUACUAUUAAUAGCAGAAACAACCACAAGCCUUCAGAUGAGCGACCACCACCGUCCUCUAGAGAUCCAUCGCCGGCCGAGCUGUCUCAUUUGAUAUCGAAUCGACUCAAUCAACUAACACGGUUGUAUCAGGAACGAAAAAGGGUCAACAAGGAAAGAGCUACUGGCAGCGUCGCGACCAGAUCCUCUGCGGGCUCUUACGCUUACACUGAAGGAACACGCAACAAGCAGACUGAGGAAUCUACCAGAGAUCAUUCGGACGUAUCGCACAUAUCUGCUAAAAACAAUGCAACAAGGAAAAAACGUCAAGUUCAUGUCGAAGAGGCCAGCGAGGUUGUAGAGAUCAUCAGGGUACCAUCAGUUGCUACACAUCUGAGUGACUUGCCGGACUCGCCUGCCAGUGACUACAAAGUUGAACAGGUGACUCAACAAGAACAAGAAUAUCCAGACGAUGUUGAUGAUGCGGAGAGUAACGGCGUAUGGCCAAAGGGAAGAGGGGGCAGCGAAGAGGGGGGGGAGGAGGAGGAGUGGGAAGUGGAGGAUGAGGGGGGUGACGAAGAAGAAGAGGAGGAGGAAUUCGAAGACCAUCAUAUGACCAUCGAGCAAGAAGAAGAAGAAGAGCUGGAAGCCAACCAGUUCCAAACAAACAUACCACACGUACCAUCUUCUGGGCUCAGGAGUCCCCCAACCAUUGUCCGCAGGAUACCAAAGAGUAGCCCGGCUAGCGCUGCUGAAGCUGACGCUUCGAUUACCGUCUCCACAGGGUCUAGAUCUCUGGAUUUGUUUGAGCCCACAGUUGACGAAAGGGAGCAAGGCAAAUAUCUAUUUGAGCCCGCAGUGAGUGAAAGAGAACAAAGCAACUAUGCGGUGCAAUCGUUUGCUGCCCUUCGUGGUCAUGGACAUUCUGCAUUUGUCCCGGUGAUGUCAGCGCCUGUUAUGGAGCCUAUACACCGACACGGGUUCCAUACGUUGAAUGGGCUCGGACAUUCAAUUCAGCCAACCAACCCGUUUGAUUUGAUAUCACCUAUUACGGCAAACACCGACCCGUUACUUCCAAACCAUCAUCCUGGUAUAAGCCCAAUCAGGAAACACCAUCAACAUCAACAGACGUAUUCUAUCGUGCAAAACGCAGAAAACCAAACCACACGAAGCAAACAUUUCACAUUUGACACACAACAUGACAACAUCUUGGACGGAUCCGAGUUUCAGCAAGCCUUCGAUCAAGAAUUGUUACCACAAGACCCUCCUAUUGUUCAAAGCAGAAAUCAAAUCCUGGAGAAUAUCAGACAAGACAUCGAGCAACUAACGGAGACAGCGACGAAUCUGGAUAUCGCGUCACAAAGAACGGAUGCCAUGACGACCAUAUCUUCUAUUCAAGGAACGAGCUACAGCAAAGACCCGCCCAACGACACAUCUACUGCGGAGGAACUAGCAUCACAAUACAGUGGCCAGGAGAGUGAACAUAUGGUGUCACGUAGCCAACAAAGCGAAGAACAAAGCGAAGAACAACGUGAAGGACAAAGCCCGCAUGUUCCCGUCCAAACUCCAGAUCCUGUUGGAGACGCAGAGAAGAUUAAGUCAGAAGUCUCUGAUGAAGCAGCCUCCGGCAAAAGCGGAAGAGAAGCAUGGUAUCCUAAGGAAGAUGAACACCCUAUUGUUGUCGAGAAAGAGAGCAAGCACGAACUUCAAAAGCUCAGAGAUGCACUACAGCGAAUUCUUCAGAUGGAACCUCGAAUUCGGCGCGAGAUGGAAAUAGAUGAUCUUCUACAGAACGAUAAGCCUACUGAGGAGGCUUUAACGCAAGUACUUUCCGACCUAGUCGAGGAGAACGAUCCCAAGAUUGAACCUGGAGACGAAUGCAACAAAGAUGACCCGGAGGGUGUGAUGGCGGCCCAGCUGAGCCAAAUAUCAACCCGAUUGAAGCAAAUGCGAGAAACCAAAGGAAGGCAAGACCCUGAGGAGCAGCAUACCCCUGAACGAGGAGGAAAGCGCAUGCAAGAACCUGAAGGUGAAACUACUAUUUCAAGAAGCAAGCAUGUUUUGAAGAGACCCUCUACACCAGGCACAAGGCUCGAUGAGAUUUCCAAGAAGGAUACUAACCAGUCCGUUCGAUCAGCAAACGGCAUGGGUGCUAAGGAUAACUUGUCCACGAAGGAAACCGACGAUAGCCCCGCGAUUUCAGGUUCCCCAGUUCAGCAAGAUCUACGCAACUCCCCACCCCAGCAAGACCACCACCACAACAUGAAUACAGAGAGAAGGAAAGAGCCAAGAGACACAGGCAGACCACGAUCCUCUCUUAGUGACCUUUUUGCAUCCGUUGGCGGAAAAAAGCCGGCAUCAGCCAAAGUCAGGCCCCCGCCAUCUUCAGGAGAUGGUGCGAGUCAAUCGAGGCCCAUUGUAGUGCCGGAUGAUAGGCGAAAUGAUUCAGCUGCCAUUCAUGAGCCACGCGACCUCUUUCACAAAGUAGGAGGCUACUACACUAAAGCUCGCUAUUACACACCGGCUCGUCCCGAUACACGCGACGGCGUUGAAGCACUUCUCGAUUAUGAUGCCCACGAGACAUACCACAAGCACAAAAAGUACCAAGAAGAAAUAACCUUUGUGAAUGAAAGGGAUGAAGGUAUCAGGUUAAUCGACAACCGACGGGAUGACUGGGCCGAAGACGCUGAGCAUCGCGCCGACAAGGAAUACCGCGAGGGCCUCUCGCUUACAAUUGCUUCUUUCAGAGAAGACGACUCUCGCAAUGAUGUUAGAGACGCCAACUACUACCGAAGAAGCAACGGCAGCGGCCAGUGGGUGGGUCUCAACGCUCGGAAGCAGGAACGCCCGUACCGAGAAACGGAAGAAAACAAGAUGUCAACAAAGGUUGAUACUGAGGGAUCAGAACAACAGUCAUUGAGUUUCUAUCACGUAUCAAAUAGGGAUUUCUCAGGUCAAACGAUCGAUACUGUGGUUGGUGACAAAUCUCUCAGUUUACGUUCAACGCUGGCUCGUGGCCCCGACACCAUGCUCCAAAAAAGAAUCCCUUCAAUUAUUUUUGCCUCCAAUCAAGAGCCAAAUGACCACCACAGCGGGGAAGGUGGCAACCCAAAAGCUGAAGGAACAACGCCAAAGCAUUCCACGCGUGGGCAAGAUGGCUCGGAGAAACAAGAUCGUGAGAAUGUAGAAAUGGAAGAGGCUGUACUUCAGUUGAAAACCAAAAGGAUAAGCUCGUCAAACUACAGAAAGAUCAUGUUGGGCUUGCGCAGGAUAAAAAUUGUGGAACCCCCAAAUGGUGAGGCUCAAUCCGAGGACUCAUCAAUCGAGAAGUCCUUCUUCAAGAAGGAGCAUGUGACCUCCCAUGAAUUCGAUCGCGUGGUCCAAGCGCUUAGCGAGGCUCAAGUGGUCAAGUCGCCGACGCAUGAUGGGGGGGACACAUCGAGUCCAUCAAACAACGAUGUUUCAAAUGUUCCAGUAGUCAACGAGAAAGUCGCCAAGGAUCCCCGUCCUGGGACCGCAAGAAAUCCAUCAACAGACACCGAGAGUGACGAACGAUGUCGCAGAGAUCCUCCUGAAAUCGCCGCAUCGGAAACCAUGGAUACUACAAUGGGCAUAAAAGGAGUUCGUGCAAAGAAUGACCGAAAAGUAGAAUCGAAAUCAAGCUACGAGGAUAGUUCUCAGGUUCCUCCCCAGGCUUUGAAGAGCCAAGGACGCGGAAAAAACAAGAACAACCUAGUUGCACACAAUCACGACAAGAAGAAGCGUGCGUAUGAUGCCGGAGGGCACAAAGUGUCGCGCGCGAGCUUUUCAGGACACCGCAAGUUGGGCUUCCAACGAAAUGCCCUUGAUCCAUCGCAGGGUAGCUUGUCUACUAGUGUGCAUACUGGACGACGGAGUGAUGGGAUUCCACGGCGUAUCCAGCUGGAACCGGCGACACCUACCAGUUCGCCUGAAAAGCCUAGUCGUAUGGAUCGAGCAAGACGAGACCGCGAUGACCCAUCAGAGAAUGGAUUCAUGGUUUCGAGUUCUAGAAAGAGUCCUUCUUCUUCUUAUCUCGCUUGGAGAAAGGAAAUAAGUGUGAAGGAGGUCUCUCUACCACCGCCGCCCACUCCAACAACGAAAACCAAGCACAACGUAGUCUCCCAAAUCAUGUCCAUCGGUCUCGGUCGAAAAGAGCAAACGCUUCAGAGUCGACUGGAGCCUGUGCAACAUCAUAAAGUGUCGUCAAGGGAAGCUCGAGACCCGCCGACCAAAACUGAAAUAGUCCUACCUUCAGCGUCGCCGACAACAGUACCCUCCUCAGACUAUGCAAAGAUCGGCAAUGAUCCUCCUCUGCGACACAAAGAGUCAACGGACCCUCCAUGCCUCGUAGUACGUACAAGCAGCAGGCUUCACCCCUCUGACUCUUCUGUGUCUUCGCCAAUGGCGCGCAAGGCGAUGGCUGCAAUGGAUAGAAAGAAGCAGUUUGCUUCUUCGUCGGCCUCUCCGACUGGAGUAUCGUCAGGUUCAUCUCAGGUUUGGACAAAAAACGCAAACGAGGCAAGUAGCCAUGUAGACGAAAAUGAACCGAUUGCAACGAAUGAAGAACCAGUCCAUUCUCAAACACAGUAUGAAGACUUGCAACAUCUAAGGCCGGAUAUCUUUCUUCCCGACGUGACGAAAGAGCAACACACUAAAAUCGAAGAGAAAGGCCAAGAUGAUCUCCCAAAGACUAGCGCAGAGGGGGCUACACCUCGAAAAGGAAUUGGCAAACCCUGGAAUGGGACGAUUCCAGAUAGAAUGCGGUUUUGGAUCAGAGACGGGAAGGAUUCGGCGCCAACAGCCUCAUCAGGAAACAUGGAGUCGAAACGACUGCAGACAAAAAGAGAGACUCGGCAAGUUGCCAAAAAUGAUAACCCGAUCGAACCUCGACCAUCCACACCAAAGUCAAAAUCUUCAAUAACGAAAAAGGCAGAGUUUGAAUUGACGCAAAUAACCAAGUCGUUGUUGGCAUUGCAGGGCCUUCAUCAAAAAGCAGUGUUGGAGACGUCACCAAAUCCGGAGGAUGCUUCAAAAGAGGAUUAUAUAAUUGACACACCGUCGUGGAUGGAGAAAUCGCUGUCCGACCUUAGUUCUCGCGUGAAUGAGAUUCGAGAGCACGAGGCGCUGGCUGCAAAGUCCUUCCUCAAGGACAGCGCGGGCCAAGGCGUGCGCCCUUCUCCUGUUGAAGAGUAUAUCUCCAAGGACGAAGAGAAAUCAUCCAGUCCGAUGAGACCGAAAGAGGUAACAACGGCAACCCAGACCUCCAAACGACCUAAUGAGACGCCUCGGAAGAUUGCGAUCUCGAAAUCAACACGGUUGAAACAAAACUCAACAGUCACCAAAGACAGCCGUCCUAGAGAUGUUAUGGACAGCCGAUCAUCCCAAGGAUUAAUUUCCCAGCUUGUGAGCUCAUCAAUACAAACAGAAAGCUCCAAAGUGAAGAAACGUGUCGUUUCCGAUAUCCUACCAAUAAGACAAGACCCCCCUGUCGACUACCAAACGAGGCCUGAUAACUCCCCAAAAACUGCGAAAACUCGUCGCGGUCACGAUAUUGACGAUAGCAACACCACUAGUACACCGUCCGAAGAAGAACAGGAAUCCAGCAGUGACAACCAGCGCAACACACGGAAUGGGUUCAAAAGCGGCGAAGAACAGCUCGAACGAAGCUAUGGAGGCACAAUGUCGCCAGAGGAACAGCCAGCAAGCAGCGACAACAACGCCAACUCAAGAGCAAAGGGAAUACCAAAACAUCUGAAGAGCAAAGCCUCGUUGUCUCAAUUACGGAACAUACGGAUCAGCCGUGGCUACCGCGAGGCUCGCAGUCAGUCACCUUCGAAACGUGAACCGAAACAUCAGGAUAGACAGAGUCCAAAAACAAAAACGACGCCAAUAAGGGGAAACCGGACGAAAGAAACUAUUCAACCUGACAACUUCGAAAGCCAUCCGCACAAGACCAAGGCUUUGUCCUCGUCAGACGAACAGCGUCAGCAGCAUCCUCGUGAUUCUCCAAGAAGCUCCACGCCUAAGAAAACAUCGGUGACCGAGAACAAGAUGGAAAGCCGGCCCAAGACACCCCUCAAGUCGAAACUUGUAUCCAAUCGACGUCGAAAGACAAUGACGUACACUCAAGCUUCUCCAAGCUCAGAUUGUUCCGAUGAGGAACAUUCGACCGGGUCGGACUCUGAAGAGUCGUCAGAGGAGGACAUGUCCAAAACCAAGGAGUCACGAAAUAUUCAAAGGAAGCGGAGCCCCGCGCCCAUCUCGAAGCCAAUGCUCCGUUCAUCCGAAAACACUAAGAAGUUGGGGGCAACGUCCAGAGGAAUGCCAGAGGUCGCAAAAGAAAGCCCCAAUUCGAAAGAAAAGGAAAGGGGGGCGAAACCGGCUCAAGCACAAGAACGAAAGCCGCAGAUGAACCUCAGGAAACCUUCGUCGGUUUCCCACUACACAAACGAGAGCACCGUAACGGGAACAGGAACCUCGUCAGCGAUCUCCAGAAGCAUUAGACAUUCCGCGCCGUCAAAUACCACCACGGCCUUCGAAGAAGGGGCCGAAGAGGCUAUACCAUGGUCAGGAGCAGAUGGCGUUGAGAUCAUAUUGAGCUCAGCAACUGAAUCAUACGAAACAUCCGUUGAAUCACUGGCCGAUCGUAGCCUACUUGAUUCAACUACGGAGUCUUCGUCUGAGGAAGACGAAGUGAAGGAAGACGGGGAACGGGGUAGCCGUGAAACAGAGUCAAGCGAUUCGCAUAUUCAAUCGGAAGGCGGGCUGGUAGGCAUGGUUCUCAGGGUUCGGACGGACGAAGAGCCCCUCGACGAGGACGAAGAGCCCACAGAUACUCACGACGAUGACGAAGCAUUCGUCUCACCGUUUGAUUUCGCUAACUUCCCAAGCGACUCGGAUAAGCAAAAAGGGGGGACUGGGAAGGGACAAACGAGCGGCAAUAGACGGCCGGCGAAUGCUAGCGGUAGCAACUCGCAAAUGUCCACUCCACACGACAAGACCUGUUCAGACACAACUGAUUCAGUUCGAAAUUUGGGAGACCUCUACCGACAAAGCUUCCAGGACAGUCCAGGUGAUCAACGGACCCGCCAAAGUCCAGCAACAAGAAGAUGUGUGGCCCAGUCCAACAAUUGCCAAGCGAAAGUGGAUCGUUUCAAACGCAAGCUGGAAUCCGCGUCAAAGUAUUCGAUCGUUGGUAAAGAAAUUGUGCACAAUUCUGACAAGCAGUUCAGAGAGAGACUCAAUCAGUCCAAGCAACAUGGCAAACCGGUUUUGUACCCAUACGGUGACAAGCGAAAGCAUCAACAGCAGCAAGAUGCCAAGAGGGACCCAGAUGCAACUCCCCGAGUGGUCAAAGACUCAAAGCAGAAACCAGCCCCUGAGGCUGAUUCGAACGCGGGUGAAACACAAACCGAGGAAGGCCACGUUAGCCGAAUUCCGUCUCUGGAGACUACGGAUAGCUCCGAGUUGUUGGGAGACCAGUAUAUUGAUGGCGACCACACCGGUCAAGACAAGUUACAUCAACGGAUCAAGGUUGUUAGGGAAGACAUUGACAACUUGAGGUCACGACUCAUCCAAACAACUGGAGCAAAAUCAUCGAGCGCUCCAAAAUCAUCCCCCAAGCCAACUUCUCCUAAGAUAUCCUCUAGCAAGCAAGCACCCCCCAAGUUAUCCUCUUCCAAGCAAGCAUCUCCGAAGUUGUCCUCUUCCAAGCAGGCAUCUCCAAAGCCACCAAAGCAGUCGCCUUCGCAAGGAAAGAAACCCAGUGUACUUCACUUGGAUAUGAGCAGAAAGGAGCAACCGCCAUUGCUGCGCAUGCCAGACCCAGACGCUUCCACCAACCCAGGGCUGCACGACUCCCAGACUGACUCGUACAGUCUACCAACUUGCUUUGAACCAAAGCGCAGCGGUAGCGGUGUCCGAAGCGGUACCGGCGUCCUACAGAAAGCUGGAUCGAACCCCAGCAACAAUGUCUCCUUUACAGGUUCUGGUGACUCGCGACAUCAUGGCGACCUUAAAAAGCAAGAAAUGGACAUUGUCCAAGCCGCUGCACGCGCGGAACAGAGGGUAAAGGAAGGCCUUGAGAAGAUGAAACGAGGUUUGGCAGACAACAAGCGCGUGAAACUAAGCAUGGAAAAGCAACGAAAACUGCAGGCAUCCGAGUCUCCAAAAGCUCAGAAACACGGGACACCUACCCUGUUCGGCUUUGAUUUGUUCUCGUGGCUCCCCAAGUAA